UUGAAGAUAACUGAGCGGAAGAUAUUUGGCGACGCAGAAGAAACAGACACCUUUCUUAUCUCUCUUUUAUUAUCCUCUCCUUCUCCCAUGGCGGAUAAAUCGAUACUUCUCCACACGCUUCUCUUCUGCUUCGUCUCUUCUUCGGCUUCCGAUCUCUAGCAUUUCCUCUUCUCUCUCCUUCCGAUUCGAUCCUCUUCUCUUCCGAUCAGCCAUGGCUAUCGCCUCUGCUUCUGGUUGCGCUCUUUGCUUCUCCACCGCAUGUAGUUCCCGCGCUCUCCGACGAGGUGGAUGUGCUACACUCUUCUUUGCUCUUCCGAGGAUCGCGCUUGGAUUCUCCGAGAAAAAUCCGGGAAAUGUCGAGAGAUUAAGAUUGUCCGGUUUGAAACUCCAAGCAUCAAAUGCUACAGCUGUGGAGAAUGGAAAGCAAGACGGGGGUGGUGUUGAUGCUGAUAAUGUCCCAACUCCAGUGGUUAUAAUCGACCAAGACUCUGACCCCGAUGCAACAAUCGUGGAAGUUACCUUUGGGGAUCGUCUUGGAGCUCUUCUUGACACGAUGAAUUCGCUCAAAACUCUGGGCUUGAAUGUCACCAAGGCAAAUGUUUACCUCGAUUCUUCUGGGAAGCACAACACAUUUUCCAUUACUAAAGCGGAUACUGGGAGAAAAGUGGAAGACCCUGAAUUGCUUGAGGCAAUCCGACUGACAAUCAUAAACAAUUUGCUCCAGUAUCAUCCGGAAUCAAGUUCCCAGCUGGCAAUGGGAGCAGCUUUCGGGGUCGUUCCACCAUCUCAGCAGGUUGAUGUGGAUAUAGCAACGCACAUAAGCAUUGGAGAUGAUGGUCCCGACCGAAGUUUACUAUACAUAGAAACAGCGGACAGACCAGGACUGUUGGUUGAACUGGUGAAGAUCAUAUCGGAUAUCAACGUUGCUGUGGAGUCAGGAGAGUUCGACACCGAGGGAUUGCUGGCGAAGGCGAAGUUCCAUGUGAGCUACAAGAACAAGGCACUAAUAAAGCCACUCCAACAGGUCAUUGCCAACAGUCUCAGGUACUACUUGAGGCGUCCUUCCACUGAGGAUGCCAGUUUUUGAGCUCAUCUGAACCCUUUAUUAAUUUGAUCAAAUGAUUUUUUUUUUGUCAUCUUUUACCAUUUGGGAGUCACGACUCACGACUUACGACUACUACUCUCUAUGUACCUGUUCCAUUUAAACACCAUCGCCGACCGAAAUAUAAAACCAUAUAUUUGAACUCCCUCA
Tarenaya hassleriana is the source of this 1252-nucleotide messenger RNA. RefSeq names its product ACT domain-containing protein ACR11. The transcript has 10 exons. NCBI's taxonomy places the organism in Eukaryota, Viridiplantae, Streptophyta, Magnoliopsida, Brassicales, Cleomaceae. Gene Ontology annotation, cellular component: chloroplast stroma; chloroplast thylakoid membrane. Bases 212 to 1087 code for a protein of 291 amino acids. The record is from RefSeq and is a predicted model, not a curated record.